Diospyros lotus (date-plum) is the source of this 2486-nucleotide messenger RNA. RefSeq names its product calmodulin-binding protein 60 D-like. The coding region runs from base 215 to 2113 and encodes 632 amino acids. The transcript is spliced from 8 exons. NCBI's taxonomy places the organism in Eukaryota, Viridiplantae, Streptophyta, Magnoliopsida, Ericales, Ebenaceae. The record is from RefSeq and is a predicted model, not a curated record. Gene Ontology annotation, molecular function: DNA-binding transcription factor activity; sequence-specific DNA binding; calmodulin binding. Gene Ontology annotation, cellular component: nucleus. Gene Ontology annotation, biological process: regulation of salicylic acid biosynthetic process.
UAUACAAAGCUGUCGUCAACUUCAGAUUUUGCAACUCACUCGAGUCUUGAAUUUAUCCUCGGUUUCUGUCACUGCUGUUGGGGUUUUUGAGUGUUGAAUUUGUAGAUCCGCGUGAACGGAACGGUGUGAGUGGUUCUUAAGGUUUGGUUGGGGAAUUGAGUGGAAGUUCUGGCGUUUUGGUGUUGCAGAUCAGUGGAAUUUGCGGGUCCUGCAAAUGCAUACGAGGUAUAUGGAGAGGAUGGACUCUUUGAGUAGAGGGAAACGGAGCUCGGAGGGCGAUGAUGAUCAGCCCGAGCGCAAGCGCCCCGCCUUGGCUAGUGUAAUUAUAGAAGCUCUGAAGGUUGAUAGUUUGCAGAAGCUUUGCUCAUCCUUGGAACCUGUCCUGCGGAGAGUUGUUAGUGAAGAAGUGGAACGUGCUUUGUCAAAGUUAGGCCCUGCUAGACUUAAUGGAAGGUCAUCUCCUAAAAGAAUUGAAUGUCCAGACGGACGAAACUUGCAAUUGCACUUUAGGUCCAGGUUGUCUCUCCCCCUCUUCACAGGAGGAAAAGUAGAAGGGGAACAGGGUGCUGCUAUCCAUAUUGUUCUGCUUGAUGCACAUACAGGACAUCUUGUAACAUCUGGAUCUGAAUCCUCUGUAAAGCUAGAUGUUGUUGUUCUGGAAGGUGAUUUCAACAAUGAAGUUGAUGAGGACUGGACACAAGAAGAAUUUGAAAGCCAUGUUGUGAAAGAGCGUGAAGGGAAGAGGCCACUGUUGACUGGUGACUUGCAGCUGACACUCAAAGAAGGUGUAGGAACACUGGGGGACCUUAUUUUUACAGAUAACUCCAGUUGGAUAAGGAGCAGGAAGUUCAGACUGGGCCUGAAGGUUGUCUCAGGUUUGUGUGAGGGCACACGCAUACGGGAGGCAAAGACAGAAGCUUUUACUGUUAAAGAUCACAGAGGGGAAUUAUACAAGAAGCACUAUCCACCUGCAUUAAAUGAUGAUGUCUGGAGAUUGGAAAAGAUUGCUAAAGAUGGAUCAUUCCACAAGAGGCUGAACAAUGCAGGAAUAUUCACAGUUGAAGAAUUCCUCCGCCUUGUUGUUAGGGACUCCCAGAAACUUCGGAAUAUCCUUGGAAAUGGUAUGUCAAACAAGAUGUGGGAUUCUCUCAUAGAGCACUCUAAGACUUGUGUCUUGAGUGGGAAGCUUUAUGUGUAUUAUUCUGACACUAUAAGAAAUGUUGGUGUUGUCUUUAACCAUAUUUAUGAGCUGAGUGGCCUUAUAGCUGGUGAACAAUAUAUCUCAGCCGAUUCACUUUCUGAUGGGCAGAAGGUAUUUGUGGAUACCUUAUUGAAGAAGGCAUAUGACAACUGGGACCAAGUUGUGGAGUAUGAUGGCAAGUCACUUUUGAACCGCAAAGAAACUAAGAGUUCAAGUACCUCUCGAAAUGAACGCACAUUGGACCUGGUUGAUUAUGCUAAUGCCUUGGACAAUCCGCUUUCCCAAGCAUGUUUACCUGUUCCAGUUCCUUCACUUCUAUCUUCAAUUGAUUCAAGUACACUAAUUGGAGGGUCCCAGCUUGUGACUUCUAAUUCGCGUGCCCAGUUUGAUAGUAGUCUAUUUGCUCCACAAGACCACCAGCAAAUAACAAUUUCUCAACAAAUCCACAGUGACAGAUAUGAUAAUGGGGUAGGCUUGGCACUUGGCCCUCCACAAUCUUCAACAUCAUUUCCAUCUAUCAGCUCAACUGUUCAACAGUCCCAUCUUAGCCCCUUUGACGACUGGUCAAACAAUCGUGAUAAGGUUGGUGAGGACUUCUUAUCAGAAGACGAGAUUCGCAUCAGAAGUCAUGAGAUGCUAGAAAAUGAAGACAUGCAGCAUUUGCUUCGAUUCUUCAGCAUGGGGGGUCAUGCCUCUGUUAAUGAGCCUGAAGACGGGUACAGUUUUCAAUCAUAUAUGCCGAUGUCACCACCAAACUUCAGCUUUGAUGAAGGUCGUGGUCGCCCUGGUAAAGCUGUCGUAGGUUGGUUGAAAAUCAAGGCAGCAAUGAGGUGGGGCUUCUUUAUCAGGAAGAAAGCUGCUGAGAGGCGGGCACAGAUCGUAGAGUUGGAUAACGAAGAGGACGUCCUUUGAAAGUGGUGUUCAGUUUUUCAUGCUGGAUAGCGAUGCUUCUUCCUACCGCGUUACCAAUCUGACAGUUAAUGCGAUUCUUCAUCGAAGCAAGCAUGAGCUUUAGCCAUUUGAAGGCCUCUGAUCUCUUUACUGGAGACGAGGAACUCCCUUCUUGUACAGUUUCCUGAGCAGUAAGUCAUUUCAGCUUAACACCCUUGUUAUUUACUCAACUAGGGUGCUGCUCAAGUCUUCUCUUCUCAUCUGGUUUGUGAAUGGCAUUGGUUUAGGGAACCAAUAUUUACUGCUGUUGAAUGCUGUUUAUUAGGGCAACAUUUUCAUUAUCACGACUGUUGGAUGAUGUUCUUGCAAAGUUCUGUUUUAAAAUUUUCUUGUA